AUGCCUUCCUCGACUAUUCCUUCGGAUCAAUUCGAUAGCAUCCCCUCGUGCAUUGAGGCUUUCCGCAAUGGCGAGUUCCUCCUCGUCCUCGACGACCCCGGCCGCGAAAACGAAGGCGACCUGAUCAUUGCCGCCCAGGACGUCACCACUGAGCAGAUGGGCUGGAUGAUUCGCCACUCGUCCGGCUACGUCUGCGUGCCCAUGCCCGCCGACCGCGCCACCGCCCUCAACCUCCCACCCAUGGUCGCCAACACCCAAGACCCGCGCGGCACCGCCUAUACCGUCUCCGUCGACGCCGAGCACCCGCUCACCACCACCGGCAUCAGCGCCCACGACCGCGCCCUCGCCUGCCGCACCCUCGCCGACCCCAAGUCCACCCCCGCCAACCUGCGUCGCCCUGGCCACGUCCUCCCGCUGCGCUCCGUCACCGGCGGCGUCCGCGCUCGCAAUGGCCACACCGAGGCUGCUACCGAAUUCUGCCGCCUGGCGGGCAAGGAGCCGGUCGCAGCUAUUUGCGAGAUUGUUGAGGAUACCGAGGAAGUUCCCGGCCAGGCCAUCCUCCCCGGCGCCAAGAUGAUGACGGGCGAGGGCUGCAUCCGCUUCGCGCGCAGGUGGAAUAUCAAGGUCUGCACCAUUGCCGACCUCGUCACCUACGUCGAGAAGACCGAGGGCAAGUUGGCCACCAACGGCUCUGCUUGA
Molecule: messenger RNA, 699 nt
Organism: Akanthomyces muscarius
Lineage: Eukaryota; Fungi; Ascomycota; Sordariomycetes; Hypocreales; Cordycipitaceae
Exons: 2
Coding region: 1-699 (232 amino acids)
Biological process (GO): riboflavin biosynthetic process; aerobic respiration
Cellular component (GO): mitochondrial intermembrane space; cytosol
Molecular function (GO): 3,4-dihydroxy-2-butanone-4-phosphate synthase activity
Source: RefSeq, a predicted model, not a curated record